Molecule: messenger RNA, 699 nt
Organism: Drechmeria coniospora
Lineage: Eukaryota; Fungi; Ascomycota; Sordariomycetes; Hypocreales; Ophiocordycipitaceae
Product: DASH complex, subunit Duo1
Exons: 2
Coding region: 1-699 (232 amino acids)
Biological process (GO): mitotic cell cycle
Cellular component (GO): mitotic spindle; DASH complex
Source: RefSeq, a predicted model, not a curated record
AUGGAGCACACAGUGACAGAGUCCGAUGUUUGGGCAUCGCCCAGCCAGGACGACCACCGUGAUGCGCAUCCGAAAACGCCCAAGACGCCCAUGACGCCCAAGACUCCGGCGGCUCGGGAUGGCCGUGUAGAGCCAGUGGAUCGGGAUGAAGCCCUGCGAAUGGAGCUGGAAGGCGUUCGAACCAUCAACAAGUCUAUCGAAGGUGUCCUCGCGACCUUGGGCCGGACUGGCGGAAACAUGGAGGUUGUAUCCAAGACCGUUGCCAACACCUCAACGCUGCUCAAUACUUGGACGCGAAUGCUAUCGCAAACCGAACACAACCAACGACUUGUGCUCAACCCAAGCUGGCAAGGAGCAACAGAGGAUGUCGUCGAGCAGGAGGCUGAAGCUUUGAGAAAGCAUCGAGAGGCUGAGCGCAAGGCCGCAGAGGAGGAAGAGCGGCGAGAAGAAGUGCGCCGGCGGCGCGAGGAAGGAGAGGCUAGGCGGAGACUUGGCACAUCGUCCUCGUCUCGUGUUUCCAAAGUCGCUUCGGGGGUUCGGGGAGCGGCCUCCGGCAGCCGUGUACGCUCAAGGGGAGUCGCAGCUUCAACCUAUUCUUCGGCUUCCAGCGGUAGAUUCGGAACGUCGAGCAGUCGUGGCACAUCAGGCAUCGGAAGAGGGGCUGGGUCGGCCAGGGGACGUUCUAGAGCGGCGAAAUAA